Messenger RNA from Oryza sativa Japonica Group (Japanese rice), 1885 nucleotides. RefSeq lists its product as uncharacterized. The record is from RefSeq and is a predicted model, not a curated record. NCBI's taxonomy places the organism in Eukaryota, Viridiplantae, Streptophyta, Magnoliopsida, Poales, Poaceae.
CGGCUCAGCUGGAGUGAGGUCGAGGAGGAGGAGUCGAAACGGAAGCCGCGUCGCGGUUUCGGUCUGGUCCCCCCCCGGAGCCACGCCACGCCAUCGUCGUCUUCCUCCUCCACCUCCUCCUCGUCGUCGUCGUCGUCUUCUUCUUCUUCUCCCCCUGCAACGCAAUCCCAUCUCAUCGACCUGCUUGCCUGCAUAGUGCGCGCCAACCCCAACCCCUUCCCCUCUCCAAAUCUCCUACUGCCCCGGCCCCGUGCUUCUUCGACCUGGGCACCCGCACUGGUGCGGGAUUGGACUCACAGAUUCUAGGGUUUCGCCCCUCGCGGCGAUUCCACCACCCAAGGUUUGCGUUCCUUCUGUUGGUGCAUACACGACUCCACCUAUCACCGUUAUGUUCUCGCUGCGCAAUGCAUAGAAGCUGCACUCACGAGGCUCCAUCUCCUAUGCUUGUACCAGUAUACUAAACAAUGGCCAAACUUCCAAUAGUUGGUCGCAGUGCACCUCGCAAACCCAACGAAAGCAUGAGGCUUCUUGUAGUAACAGUUAUUGGGGUGAUGUUAGGUUUCUUUAUUGGAAUUUCGUUCCCAGCAGUUAGCAUAACAAAGCUUCACUUCCCAUCUAGUAUUGUUUCGUACAUAGAAGACAAGAACUCAGCAUUGACAGCUCAAGCGAUACUAAAUCAUGCUUGGACAGCUGCUAGGAAUGCAAAGGGAAAUGAUACUGAAUCAAGCUCAGACACUGCCAUGAAGAUUUAUGUACCAACAAACCCCAGAGGAGCAGAGAGCCUGGCACCUGGUAUUGUUGUACCAGAGUCCGAUUUUCAUCCACGCAGGUUAUGGGGAAACCCAGAUGAGGAUCUACCCUUCAAACCGAAGUACCUUGUUACUUUCACUGUCGGAAUUUCGCAGAAAGAGAACAUAAAUAGGGCAGUCAAGAAGUUUUCUGAUAAUUUUGCUAUCCUGUUAUUUCACUAUGAUGGUCGGGUGAGUGAAUGGGAUGAAUUUGAGUGGUCAAAGCGAGCUAUACAUGUUAGUGUACGGAGGCAAGCGAAAUGGUGGUAUGCCAAAAGAUUCUUACACCCUGAUAUCGUGGCAUCUUAUGAGUACAUAUUUAUCUGGGACGAGGAUCUUGGAGUUGAGCAUUUUAACGCAGAGGAGUACAUUAAACUUGUCAAGAAAUAUCAGCUAGAAAUCUCACAACCUGGUUUAGAGCCAGAUCGGGGAUUGACAUGGCAGAUGACCAAAAGAAGAGGGGAUCACCAGGUUCACAAGGAGACAGAGGAGAGACCAGGCUGGUGCACUGACCCUCAUCUUCCACCUUGUGCUGCCUUUGUUGAAAUAAUGGCCCCGGUGUUCUCCAGAGAUGCAUGGAGAUGUGUAUGGCAUAUGAUUCAGAAUGACUUGGUUCAUGGAUGGGGUCUUGAUUUCGCUCUCAGAAGAUGUGUAGAUCCUGCACAUGAGAAAAUCGGUGUCGUUGAUUCCCAAUGGAUUGUACAUCAAGUGGUUCCUUCUCUUGGGAACCAGGGGCAGUCAGAGCACGGGAGGGCACCGUGGGAAGGGGUAAGGGAACGUUGUCGGAAAGAAUGGGGAAUUUUCCAGACGAGAAUUGCGGAGGCAGAGAAGUCAUAUUACGAGAUGAUGGGCGUCCCCCCACCAAACGUAACAUUUGUCCACUAGGCUACUAUACAUUACCUGCUGUUAAUCCGCUCACCUAUUUUUUAGCCCCAAUACAAUAGUAGCACUUGUGUAGAGAGCUAAGCUAGAUAUGAUGAUGGUGAUAUUCAUGAUACGUGUAGAGCAUACGAAACGUCAUAUCUAUCUAUUAAUUCCAUUUUUUCUGUUUGAUCUCCUUGCUGUGCUGUGCUAUGCUAUUUUCAUGAGUUGUCACA